Staurois parvus is the source of this 296-nucleotide messenger RNA. Lineage: Eukaryota; Metazoa; Chordata; Amphibia; Anura; Ranidae. The record is from the annotation of a GenBank genome assembly.
UCACAUAUAUGCAACCGUGCGAGCCGCGUUUUGCACGGGCACGAGAGCCCAUUAAUUUGAAUGGACUCCUGUGCCCCGUGACACGCAGGGAAGAAGUCCCUGCACUUCUUCUGAAAACGAAGCCACACGGGAACCUUGGUUCCCAGUACGGAUGUGUUUUACAGUGCGGGCGGCGUGUCAUUAGAACUAAUGGCACCCGCCUGCAGGUCCACAUUCCUCUGUGCGGGUGGUGCAGUUGCAUGGAUUUUCAUGCGUAUUCGCAGCCGCACAACCCGCACAUAUGUGAACCUAGCCUU